ACGCCACGAAGGCAGUCCGCUCGGUCAACAUGGAGUAUAAAGAUCUAGUCACAUUACUUGUCAUCCUUCUUGGGUGCUGCGGUUCUCAAACCGUGCACACGCUACCAAGAAAGUUCGCCAAGAUCCAGCAGGGGUCCAGAGCAUCGCUCGUUAAUUUUCCAUACCAGCUGAGUGUGGAGUAUUACGAGGAUUUCCACUGCGGUGCUUCCAUACUGACUGAGAUUUGGGCCGUCACAGCAGGGCACUGCGUCGAUGGGCUGUCGACGUUCGGCCUGGCUGUGCGGUCUGGCAGCGAAACCACCAAGAGGGGCGGAGCGCUGCACCCUGCUGCGGACAGGGCGUCUCAUGUCCACUACGACUUCUUCGGACUCGACUACGACAUCGGCCUCAUCAAGGUAGAUUCGGCUUUCAAGCUCGGACGGCUGGCGCGGCCCCUUCCUCUGGCCAGGACGGAGCCCCUAACUGGAGCCGUCGCUGUGCAGACUGGUUGGGGAUCCGGUGCUGGACAACCGCGCCUCAUGUCUGACAGACUGCUGGUGGACACUCUGCAGGUAGCCAACAGAUCGCUCUGCAUGACGAGGUACGCCAAGGUGGGGGAGGUGACGAGGCGGAUGCUGUGCGCCGUGGCGGCGGCGGAGUCGGGGGCGGCGUGCAGCGUCGACCCCGGCGGCCCCCUGGUGGCGGACGGGCGACUCAUCGGCGUCGUGUCGUGGGCCACCGGCUGCGUGUCCGCCGGACAGCCCGGCGUCUACGCCGACGUGGCGGAGAUGGCCGACUGGGUGCUCGAGUACGUCCGCAACUACGACACUGCCUGAAAGCACCAGCCAUGCCCGCACCGCAUCAACUACCGUCUCAGAUAUUUCACACUUGUCAGUUUUCCGUCCCUUUCCCUUGCUGUCCACGUCCUGUGCCUUAUUCUACACCCCAUAACUGUCCACGAUCUAGGUGUCGAAUGGAUGUUACCACAACAACUGUAUUGAGACAGUGCGCUUUUAAAGAGAACUUAUCUUCAUUUCAGUCAAUAAGACACAUUGACCAGGUUGUGACGUGCAUCUACACAUGUGACUACCUCAUUCACUGUUGUGUCGAUAACCGAUAUUUAUGUACAACAAUAAAAAAUAAUACACUUGUUUA
Schistocerca gregaria is the source of this 1134-nucleotide messenger RNA. Its product is annotated as trypsin alpha-3-like. The transcript is spliced from 6 exons. Bases 30 to 815 code for a protein of 261 amino acids. Gene Ontology annotation, molecular function: serine-type endopeptidase activity. Lineage: Eukaryota; Metazoa; Arthropoda; Insecta; Orthoptera; Acrididae. The record is from RefSeq and is a predicted model, not a curated record. Gene Ontology annotation, biological process: proteolysis.